AUGUGGAAUUAUUUCAAUAUUGUUGUUGUAAAUGAUGUUAAACAAGAUAUGGUUUGUUGUCAAAAAUGUAAACAAUUAUUUAUAUAUAGAGCAAAAGAUGGCACAGCAGCUUUAGUUAAACACAAUCGUUCCUGUGAAAAUGUCACUACUAAUUCAAGCAUGAACUUAAUUAAUCAAGCACAAGUUACUGAAUAUUAUUUUUCAUCUAAAGCACAUGAUAUAUCUAAAAAGCUCCGAGAGAAAGUUAAAAUCUUCUGUACAGAAUUUAUUGCAUUAGAUUCACGUCCAUUUGAAUUAGUUUCGGGUGAUGGCUUUGUUAAACUAGCUCAAUCGAUUUUUGAUGCUGGUAAAUAUUUUAAUGCUUCAUCAAAUAUCGACGUCAAACAACUUAUACCAUCACCAGUUACGAUUAGUCGUAAUAUUGACAAUUUAUACGAGAUUAAAAAGAACGAAUUAAAAAAUAUAUGUAUGAACUUAAAAAGCUAUUGUAUUAUUUGCGAUUUUUGGACUGAGCGGUACUCAGGACUUUCGUACUGUGGUUUAGCAUUGCGUUUUGCUACAUUGGAUUUUCAAUUACAUAAUUUUAUUCUUGGUUGUAUAUUGGAAAUUGAUAAAAGACCUGUCGGAUGCAAUAAAGUUCAAAAUGUAUUUCAAAAUGUAAAACAAAUUGUAACGCAUGUUCGUCGAACACAUCGACAAGUAAAACUUAAACAGAAAUUGCAAUUAUACUCGGAUACUCGUUUUAAUGGUGCAUUUUACAUGCUAAACGUAUUUCUUAAUGUUUAUGAUGAUUUAGGUGGUGUUUUGAAUGGUGUUCAGAUGGAAUAUUUAACUAAUGUUGAUAAAGAAUUAUUAGAAGAACUUUGUGAUUUUUUAAAGGUAUUUGAUGAAAGUAUUAAUCAAUUAAGUGAAGAAGAACGUCCUACAAUUUACAAAGUUCUGCCGAUUCGUCAAUUAUUACUUAAACAUUGUGAAGAUGCAUGUGAAAGCAGCUCCGAAAUAAAAGAAUUGAAAUCUUUUCUUGGUAAGUCAAUAUUAAAACCUCACAACUACAAAAUGAAUUUUCAGAUGACGCAUUUGUAA
Rotaria sp. Silwood2 is the source of this 1083-nucleotide messenger RNA. Lineage: Eukaryota; Metazoa; Rotifera; Eurotatoria; Philodinida; Philodinidae. The record is from the annotation of a GenBank genome assembly.